This is a messenger RNA of Scophthalmus maximus (turbot), 1653 nucleotides long. RefSeq names its product dual specificity protein phosphatase 18. The transcript is spliced from 3 exons. Gene Ontology annotation, biological process: protein dephosphorylation. NCBI's taxonomy places the organism in Eukaryota, Metazoa, Chordata, Actinopteri, Pleuronectiformes, Scophthalmidae. Gene Ontology annotation, molecular function: MAP kinase tyrosine/serine/threonine phosphatase activity. The coding region runs from base 205 to 906 and encodes 233 amino acids. The record is from RefSeq and is a predicted model, not a curated record. Gene Ontology annotation, cellular component: cytoplasm.
UUCGCGCCGCCGCCGCCUUUGGACUGGGCCAGGUACUGCUGCAGCUGCCGGUUCAGGUCCGCCAUGACGGAGCGAGCUAACGGCUAACGGCUAACGACUUCUUCUGCUGGUGUACUUCCGGACGUCUGGAGCGGCCCCGCCCCCCACAGUGGAAGAGGAAGAAACAACCAAAACCACAGAGAAGGAACCAACCAGGUCGUCGUCAUGUCUUUCUCUCAGAUCACGCCCACCUUGUUCCUGGGCGGGGCCGACGCCCCCCACAAUGCAAUGCUGGUGUCUCGGAAAGGCAUCACGCUGAUCGUCAACGCCACGCUGAGCCACGCUAGCCCCGCCUACCCGGGGGUGGAGUGUGUGCGGGUUCCCGUCCCCGACCUGCCCAGCGCUCGGCUCGGCGACCACUUUGACCGCGUGGCCGAGCGUAUCCACGGCAACCGAGCGGGAGGGACACUGGUGCACUGUGCCGCUGGGAUGAGCCGAUCCCCGGCUCUGGUGAUGGCGUACCUGAUGCGCUACAGGGCGGCGACGCUGCGCCAGGCGCACCGCUGGGUGCAGGAGAGUCGACCCCACGUCAAACUGAACGCAGGCUUCUGGGAUCAGCUGCUGCGCUACGAGAGGAAACUCUACGGGAAGAACACCGUCAAGGUCGCCGCGGGUAACGACGCGUCGCCUCCACUGAUGCCCGGGACGCAGAGGGGGGCGAGGUCAGCGCCGCCUCCGCCGCCUCCACCACCGCCGAAGAGGAACUGGUUGACGUUGAUACCCAGGUUGCCCCUGACGACCCGGGUGUCACUCAGGUCGCCCCUGACGACCCGGGUGUCACUCAGGUCGCCCCUGACGACCCGGGCGUCACUCAGGUCCCCCCUGACGACCCGGGCGUCGCUUGUCGCAGGGUCACAACGGCAGUGAACCAAUCGAGAACUGAGUCGAACUGCUGCUCCCACAGACAACCUGACGCCUACAUUACCCACGAUGCAACUUCACCACUGACGGACUGCCCUCUGGUCUUCAGAAUUUUUCAUUGGAUGAUUGUCAUUUUAUUCGUAUGUUUUUCUCUUAAACUGAAGUUUGACGUUUGUCAGGUGACCUGGUUCGCAAAACUGUUAGCGUCUGUCGCUCCCAUGUUGCUGUUGCCUAGCAACAGUGUUCUCACGACCUGACCACCUGAAUGCAGGUGUACGUUGACAUCACUGGUGGGCGUGGCCAGAGUGACACUGUCACGUUUGUAGUCAAACUCAAACCAGGGACCACGUAGUGCGGACGGAGACGGAGACACGUGAUACAGUCCUGACCAAUCAGGCCUCUGUUCUCCACGUGUUCCUCUUAAAGGAACAGCUCACUGUUGUCAGACAUGACACCGGUCUGAACAGAACAGAACCGACUCAGAACAGACGUUUGCGGAUCAAGUUCACUUGUUUCUGAUCAGAGAAAGUUCCUGUGUUCAUAUUUCCAGUUGGACGAUGAGGAUGAGGAUGAGGAUGAUGAUGAUGAUGAACACGUGUUUGUUCCACUUCCUGCUCCUCCUUGUUUCUCAGCUACACUUGUCAACUACAGAAAACAUGUAAAUCCUAGAUUCUUUUAUUUUUAUUUAAAGAGAUGUAAUUGACCGAAUUCCAUUAAAAAAACUUCUUAUUAAAACACUUCAUGAAAUUUAAA